Messenger RNA from Styela clava, 4191 nucleotides. RefSeq lists its product as uncharacterized. Gene Ontology annotation, biological process: proteolysis. The record is from RefSeq and is a predicted model, not a curated record. Gene Ontology annotation, molecular function: serine-type endopeptidase activity; calcium ion binding. Lineage: Eukaryota; Metazoa; Chordata; Ascidiacea; Stolidobranchia; Styelidae.
UCCUCACACUGCAAAACCACCCGAUAUCAACAAAUCUACAGAAAAACAUGCGCGUUAGCUGCAGGCUAAAUAAUCACCAUUCUUCGAUGAAAUAGAAAUUCGUCAGAAAUUUUAUCUGUGACGACCGUCGGACCAAAACCAAAGAGAUAUUUGAUGUACAAGAGUACUGCAAUGAAUUUCUUCCUCGUCGUCGCCGUUAUUAUCGGUAUUUCUGUGGCCGAAGAUAAUGCUAAAUCAGUGAAAAAAUGCACCAUUCAUGGAGAGAGAUGCACCUUCCCCUUUACAUUCAGAGGCAAAAGUUAUGAUGAAUGUACAAGUGAUGGGGUAGAAAGCGAAAGAACUUGGUGCCCUACUUAUAUUUAUCCAAAUGGCAGUGCCCAUCUGAAUUACUGCUCUCCAUGCUGGGGUGAUCAACGUUGUUAUUUAAGAGCUGACUCAUUCCCAGACACUACUUGGACACUGAAUUGUCCACCAGGAUGUGUUUAUGUGCAAAGACAAAUGUAUGGAACGGACAAUGAAUAUUCUUCCGAUUCCUUUAUUUGUGCUGCUGCUAUUCACGAAGGAUUGCUAACAAAUGAAACUGGUGGUGAAGUAAAAUUUGUCAAAGAAGAUUGGAAAGCUCCAUUUCUUACAAGAGUUGUCAAGAAUAAAGUCAGUUCCAAACCAUCAAAGAAAGAGGAUUUUUCGAUGAUGUCAUUUAUAAAACCAUUAGUUGUAGGACCUUCUCCGAAGUUGGUUUUCUCUCAUGACAAGAGCAGCAUUUCAAUGCUUACUUCUGAUAGCACUAAAUAUCAGUUACUUAUUGAUGGUCAAACAUACGCAACUGGUGUGGCUGUCGAUGUCAGGAACAAAAAAAUAUAUUGGAUUGAUAUGACACAAAGAUCAAUAUGGAGAGGAGAUUUUGAUGGCAAAAAAGUAACAAAUAAAAGGAAGAUUAUUGAUCACACAAAGGUUGUGAGACCCGAAAAUGUUGCUGUAGAUUGGAUUCAUGGAAACAUAUUUUGGACUGAUUCUGGUAGUAAUUCAGUUGGAGUUGCUAAAGUCACUGGUGCAAAUGUAGCACUGAUAAAGAAAGGAGAUAAACAUUACAAUCCCAGAGGAUUGGCAGUUGAUCCAAAAAAUGGGCUUGUCUACAUAACUGACUUUGGUAAAAAUCCAAAGAUAGAAAGAUGUUCGAUGUCAGUUAAAGAUGAAUGCGAAACACUCAUUGAUGAUGACGUUGCGUGGCCAAGUGGAAUUGCUUUGGAUAUUCAGAGAAAUCAAAUGUGUUGGACAGAUAGAAAAAUUCCUAUGUUAUCCUGUUCAAACACAGAUGGUAAGAGAAGAAGAAAUAUGAAAUUGUCUGAGGGGAGAUUGAAAGAUCCAUUUGCAAUCACUCUGUACAAAAAUAGAGUGUACUGGACAGAUUGGAUCAACACAGGCAUUCUUAGCAUCAAUUUUCUGAAUUGGAAUGAUUUGCAUUUUCAUGUUGGUGAACUAGAGAAUCCGAGUGGCAUUUCGAUAUAUGACAGAGAUGCUCAGUUAUUGUAUCCAAAUCAAUGUGAUGGUUCUAGAUGUGAAUACUUAUGUGUUCCAAGCCAAGAUGGAGCAAAAUGCCAAUGCAAAGAUGGAAAAUGUGGCCAAGUUGCGGUAAAACCUAAACCUCAAGCUGCUGUCGAUAUAUAUGUUGCUGAUAUGAGUACAAUCAUACGAUUGAAAUUAAAAUUGGAAUCAAGAGAAACUGAUACAAAGACAGUGCUGAGUAGACUAGGAUGGGCAGCAACAGUUGCGAUUGACGCAGCAAAGGAAACAAUAUAUUGGUCGGAUACUACCUCAAAAAAAAUUGAGGCUGCAAAAUUAUCAGAUAACUUGGCCACCUCACAACGACGAACUUUCCUAGACAACAGUGAUAGAUAUUUAGGAAAAGUAGAAGGAAUAGCAAUUGAUCCAAUAACACGACUCAUCUAUUGGACUGAUUCAUCAACAAACUCAGUUUAUGUUUCUAAUCUGGAUCCAGUGAAUGGACCCCGGCAUGUUUCUCAGGUUGUGAAAGGCGAUCCAAGUUAUAAACCUAAAGCUAUUGCCUUGGAUCCAGAAAGAGGUUACAUGUAUAUUGUGAAUUCGUCUCCACCUGCAAAGAUACAAAAAUGUGAAAUGGGCAAACAAUCAAACUGUCAGAACAUUAUAAAGGAUGCAGUUUUACAAGUAAACUGGAUAACCAUUGAUUAUGAAGAAAAGAGAUUAUAUUUCAGUGAUUCAAUACUUGAUAAAAUCGAAUCAUCUGAUUUGGAUGGAAAUGGCAGAAAAGUUAUUAUAUCUGGAAGAGCAACCAUUCCUCAACCUUAUGCAGUUGGAAUUUACAAAGAUAGAGUGUAUUGGAAUGACUGGGGCACAAGAAGAUUAAUGAGCGCAGACAAAACAACAGGAAAAGACAUGCAUAUUUUAUCGAGAACAUUGAGAAGACCGAUGGGAAUGGUUCUUUAUGACCCAAAGAAUCCAAUGCCUGAGAAAUAUAGAAAUCUUUGUGCAUCGAAUAAUUGCCGACAUCUCUGUUUACCCUCACCAUACAAGAGUCGAAUACAGUAUUCAUGUGUUUGUCCUGAAAAGAUGAAAGGUGUUUCAAAUGCUCCAGAGUGCAGCGGUUCAAAUGCACCGGGAAUUGUCAGGCCUGUUGUGUGUGGUAGAGGAUUUGAGAAUUCAAAGCAAGAUCCAACUCAAUGUGUUGAUAAAGAUGAAUGUAAAGUAAAUAAAGGCGGUUGUCAAGAUGAAUGUAAAAAUCAACCAGGAUCAUUCGAAUGUAAAUGUGCCAAAGGUUCUGAAUUGCAGGAAGAUCGGAAAUCUUGCAAAGUUUUAGUUGUGGAUCCCUGUAAACCAAAUCCAUGCAAAAAUGGUGGCGACUGCAAAACGCCUGGUUCAGAUUUUAUAUGUGCAUGUCCUGUUGGAUUCAAAGGGAAAACGUGUGAAGAGAUAGAUGUCAGAAUAAAACCAGUGGAACCAUACGAUCCGAAGAAAGCAAUCCGAUUGCAUUGUGUUUCACCGAUGAACUUGAACAGAAAAAUUAUCUGGCGGCUUAACAGAGUUGAAAUAGAUUUUGCCUCAGGAUGGGUGUCAAUAAAAGAAGAGGGAAGACUGUUGGUGAUAUACAGUCCACACUUUUCAUAUUCUGGUGUUUAUACAUGUCAAGUUGGUUAUGGUAAUACAGAAAAAACUGCUGAAUUUGUUGUUAAAAUACCAGCUAUUCCAAGUGCAAUAUGUGGAAAAGCUCCAGGAAUUGAUAUACCAAGUCGAACAAUAGUUGAAAAAGUAUUAGGAGGGAAACUCACUAAAGCUUUGAUGGCUCCAUUCAUGGCAAUGCUGUAUAAGAAAUCAAUUGGAAUAAAAACUAAACAAGGAGUGUUUUGUGGAGGAAGUAUAAUCGAUACAAAGCAUAUUGUUACAGCAGCUCAUUGUUUUAAAUUGAUCGCUGAGGAUGAAGUAACAGUAUAUGUUGGCAGACGAGACACAGACCUUCAAUACAAAGAACCUUAUGAACAAUCCUCUGACAUAAAGAAACUCAUCAAACAUGAUGAAUUUGAUCCAGUCACAUUAGACGUCGAUAUUGCUAUUAUUGUAUUGAAAGAUCCUAUUUAUUUCUCUCAGGCUGUCAAGCCCAUAUGCAUUGCGAAACCUACCGAUACUGACAAGUCAAAAGCAGCCAGGCCACCCAACUACGGUCUUGUGUUUGGUUGGGGAAUAAAGAGUGAUGGUACAAAUUCAAAGUUUCUGCGUGAAGUCAAAUUGCCAGUAGUAAAACAAUCCAAGUGCAGGGAAACAUACAAAAUAAGUUCUACAAUGUUUUGUGCUGGAGGUGACGCAGAUAAGGACGCAUGUGAGGGUGAUUCAGGAGGACCGUUUACACUUUGGAGUGGCGACUCUUGGUAUCUUGGUGGCAUUGUUUCAUGGGGACACACUUGUGGAAUAAAGGGAAAGCCCGGUGUUUACACCAGAAUUGGAACCAAGUUAAGAAGAUGGAUUUAUGAAAAGUCUGACCUUUAAUUCAAGAAGCAACAUCUCAGAAGUUUCGGGAGCCAGAAUUUAACAAAUUAUUCUUUCAAUACUAACGGAAUUUUUGUCAAGCUAACUUUCCAAAUCAUUGCAAUCUGACUCAUAUUUCUAACUGGAAUUUCAUUUAUUAAUUACAGUUCGUAUUACUUGCAAAAAUAUAAUACUUCG